Molecule: messenger RNA, 690 nt
Organism: Adineta ricciae
Lineage: Eukaryota; Metazoa; Rotifera; Eurotatoria; Adinetida; Adinetidae
Source: the annotation of a GenBank genome assembly
AUGUCUUUCAAAUUGAAUCGACCACCUUAUGCUGAUAUGAUUGGAAUUUUAUCUCCUCGCGUUUACGAUACUUCUAUUCAUCAUGUUACACAUGAAAGACCAUCGAGAACUUCAAGCCCAUGUUUCAUAAAAUAUUGUGAUCGAUUGAUAAAAAUUAUCCUAAUCCUUGGCCUUCUAUUAUUUUCUAUUCCUCAAAUCAUAUUAGCCUGUUUCAACUGUCCACUUACAUAUGAAAAUCUUGGAUGGAUACGUGCAUCUUUGUUUAUGAAUGUUCCAUUCGUUUUAGGUAUUUUUAUUUUUCUUAUUCGUAAACUAAUACGUCGUGAAUGGCCUUUAUAUUUUCAUAUUGUACAAAUGGCUGUGGCCUAUGUAUGUGUACCCGGGUGGCAUCUUUUCAUAGAUCUGUUUAUUUUUACAGGCGCAGAAAUGAAUGAUAUUAGAGUAACACUUCAGAAUAAGAAAGCUGUGAUGCUGUUGUCUUGUCCAGAAAGAUAUUAUCAAUGUGUUUUUGGUAUGAUAAUCAUGCAAUGUGUAUUUCCAAUCGUCCUCGUGAUUGUUUCAUGUAUCCUCAACAAUUGUUUUGACACUCGAUCCAAAUCUUGUGGAGAAAAGAUUGAAGCAUGGUAUUAUACUCGAUGGAGACAUUAUAUGGAUGUUUUAUGCGAACGUCAUAUCGAAGAAUUCGUUUAA